AUGGACACUCCUAAACAAGCAUGCUGGAUAGUGAAAAAAAUCUUUGACACUAGGCAAUGGUUUCUGGAAAAACACUCAAGAAAUGAGCUGGAGCAAUACCAAAGAAAUGGUAAGUUUAACAUCAAAAAGCUAUACAUUGCAAUUAGACCUCAGUUCCAGAAGGUUUGGUGGAAGAAGAUCACAACAGGAUCGAAAGCAAUACCAAAGCAUAGAUUCAUUCUUUGGUUAGCACUUCACAGGAAAUUAACCAUAGUGGACAGGCUAAGAAGAUGGGGCACUAUAGUUGACAAUGAAUGUGUAUUAUGUGAUAUAAAUGAGGAAGAAUCAAUGGAGUAUUUAUGGUUUGGAUGCAGAUAUGCCAAAACAAUAUGGUCUAAAUUGGUUCAGUGGCUGAAUGAAAAACAUCAGAUUGGUACUUUGGAUGAUGAGAUUAAAUGGUUGACAAGCAGAAAUCCAAGCAGAACCUGUGGAGAAAUACUAGUGUUCCUGUUCACAUCCAUGGUGUAUCAUGUUUGGACAGAGAGGAACAUCAGAAGAUUCCAAGGAAAAGCAGUAGAAGUCAGGCAGAAAAUCAAAGACAUAGUGCUGGAACUGCACCUGGCUGGACAAAAUGAAAGGAAAUGGCAGAAAGAACUAGCAAGACUAAAGAAUUAUCCAAGUAUAGUAUAG
Molecule: messenger RNA, 669 nt
Organism: Nicotiana tabacum (common tobacco)
Lineage: Eukaryota; Viridiplantae; Streptophyta; Magnoliopsida; Solanales; Solanaceae
Source: RefSeq, a predicted model, not a curated record